Messenger RNA from Nymphalis io (European peacock), 3220 nucleotides. It is a transcript of the gene ICA69, whose product is annotated as islet cell autoantigen 1. Gene Ontology annotation, molecular function: protein domain specific binding. The coding region runs from base 105 to 1367 and encodes 420 amino acids. Gene Ontology annotation, biological process: regulation of transport. NCBI's taxonomy places the organism in Eukaryota, Metazoa, Arthropoda, Insecta, Lepidoptera, Nymphalidae. The transcript is spliced from 4 exons. Gene Ontology annotation, cellular component: Golgi apparatus. The record is from RefSeq and is a predicted model, not a curated record.
CUAAAAACUGAACGUCACUAUUUUCAUUAUUUUCAGGAACAAAAUGAUGAUUUUUGUGAUUUUACUAUAGAUUUUCAUACUUAAGUAAAAAAAGUGUGGCAAAUAUGAUGCAACACCAAUAUUGGGUGACUAAAAAGACUGUUUUAAAAAGAUUAGGAACUAAAGAAGAUGAUUGUGUUAUUUCUUCCGAUGCCGAGCUUGAUGCAAAAUUAGAAUUAUUUCGAUCAAUAUCCGAUAGCUGUUUGCAAUUACAAAGAGUUUUAGAUCAGUACCAAGAACGCUUAUGUAUUUUAGCUCAAGAAGAGAACGCAUUAGGCAAAUUUUUGCGCGAUGCGGGAAAAGCUGGCGAUGCUUCUGGGAAACACAUGGUAUCGGCUGGUAAGGCAAUUACUUACUCUGGGCAGCAGCGCCUGUCCAUAAGACCGCCAUUGUUAAGGCUUUAUCAUGAAGUGGAAACAUUUAGAGUACGAGCUGUGAAAGAUAUGCGAGCAACAGUGUCUGCGAUGGAGAAGGCCCGUAUUGAGUAUCGCGCUGCUCUUAGUUGGAUGAAAUCUACUAGCGCCCAACUAGAUCCCGACACCGGACGUGGGCUUGAUAAUUACCGAAAAGCACAACGACAGGUUCGCGAAAGUAAGAAGAGUUUUGACAAAUUGACCUUAGAUGUUUUACAGAAGAUUGAUUUAUUAGCUGCUGCAAGAUGUAACAUGUUUUCACAUGUUCUAUUAAACUACCAAAACUCGUUUUUAAAUUUCUCAACAAAGGUGACUCAAACUUUACAAGCUACAGUGGAUACAAUGAAUGAAACACCCCAAUAUGAAUUUAGUAUUCUAAAAAGUUUGGGAGAAGUGGAACCCAAUCAAGAUGAAGAUGCCGCACCAGAUAAAGAUCAGAUGUUAUUUUUCCAGGAUGAUUAUAAAGAUGAAAAUCACGAAAAACCAAGUUCAGCUAAAGAUGCUAAAAACGAGAAUGAAAAACAACCGUCCAGUGACAACAAUAAUGAAGAACCAACGACAUCAGGCAAUCUUAUUGAUACUGACAAUGAAGCUUCAAUUAAUAAUAAAGAUAUCAAUGAAGAUUUAGCAGGCCUGCAACUUGAUUAUGGAGAUAUUCCAGCUAAUUUUGGAUCUUUUAUGCCAUCGCAACUUUUACAGAAUAUAAAUAGCAACCUUUUGCAAGGAUCAUUGGCACCAGUCCACAUCAAUAAUAUAAAAUCAACCAACCAGCCAACAACGAGCCAACAAGUUACAAAAACUGCUCCAAAGAAGGAAGAUAAGGCUGCUUGGUUUAAACUAUUUGCUGAAUUGGACCCACUUGCAAAUCCCGACAAUUUACCUGGAUCUAAUGCUAAUCAAAGUCACGCAGCUUGAAUAUUAAAAGUAAAACAACAAUUGUAAAUGGAUACAGUCCAUUGGUAAUAAUUUGAAUAAUUACUUUUCUUAUGCAUUACUAAUAAUAUCAUCUAUAUAAUAUAGAUAAUAAAAUUUAUAAUUAUCGUGUGAAACAUGCAAAUUAAUCUUACAAAAACAUCAACUAUGUUUUUUUUUUAUAAUAAAAACAUCUUAAGGUGUUUUGCAUAUUCCAAUAAUCAUGUUUACAGUUUUAUAAAAAUUAUAUAAUUCAUUAUUUUCAUAAAGUGCAGAGUGAUAUAUAAUAUUUUAGUUUAUAUAAACAACAUUUUUGUUGUUAUGUUUGUAAUAAUAUGUUGCUUUUUGCUUUAAACAUUGACUAUCAAGUAUACAAAUAAUGUGCAAACAAUAUUUACCCUUUUCAAACACAUUUGAUACAAUAUUCCAAUCGAGAAGGAAUAAAGGUAAACAAACUUUAGAUUUACAAAUUGCAUGCAAUUUGCUAAUUGUUCAGCUGUAUUAUGCACUAAGAACAGUUCUUGAUUAAUUUACCGUUAUUUAUAAUGCAACACUAUUCCACUGAACUAGUUAUAAACAAAUUAAUUUAACUUUCGAAGUUCUAAUUUCGCGGACAAUGAACGCCGUAUUCAAGAUACCAAUGAUAUCGCGUCAAUUUGGUGUCAAUGAUGUUCAUUUGGGUUUACUCCUCUUGUGGUUGGAAUAGGCUAUGGGAAAAAGAUUCUCUAAUUGACAAUGUUAUAAUGUUAGUAUCUUGUACAGGAUAUACGUGAAUUUUUUUUUUUUUUCAAUAAUAAAGCACUACCUCUGCUUUGUCAAUGUGUGCAAAAACAAAAUUAUUAGUACAAUAUAAUCAUGACAUCCAUUUUUAUUGAUUACUUUAACUUUAUCAAAAUAUAUCUAUGUAAUGGUAAUUUAGACGUAGGGUACACUUUUUCAUUAUAAAAAUGUAGCUGUAGUAAGAAUAUAUAUAAUAUAAUGCCAGUGUAAUUACAGGCACAAGGGACAUAAAAUCUUAGUUCCCAAGGUUGGUGGCGCAUUGGAUAUGUAAGCGAUGGUUGACAUUUCUUACAAUGCUAAUGUCUAAGAGCGUUGGUGACCACUUACCAUCAGGUGGCCCAUAUGCUCGUCCGCCUUCCUAUUCUAUAAAAAAAAAAAAAAAUAUAUAUAUAUACAGUUAGUUAAUAUAUACCAAGGCUAUUUAUAUGGGUGAUAAUUUGCCAGACCAUUAAAGUUUUAUGAUUAUACAUCAACCGCGACGUUCUCGUGAACCGAAUUUUAACCGAACCGAACCGUCUCGUGAGCAGAAAUAACACAGCUGUUCCUCCAAAAGCGGCGGGUGCGGGUGAAAAUCGCAACCUUAGCGUAAGAGGAAAAAACCCUGAAAUUAAAUUAUGAUUUUGAAUUUAACUAAAUAUGGUAUAUUGAUUUAUACUGUUCAAAACUACAAUAAAAUGAUUCAAGACCAUUUGAUAAAAAAAUUAGUUAAUUUUUAAAAAAAUAUUGUGGCAAAUUACUUAAUGUUAUUUCAUUAAUUUUUAAAAAAUGUUUAUAUAUCCCAAAGCAAAUCAAUAUGCUUUUAAUUACAAUAUAUAUGUUUUCUUUGAACAAUUGAUAUAAUUAGCAUAUGACAGUUUAUUUUUCGCAUUAUUGAAAUUUUAGAUUAAGUGAAACAUUCCAUAAUCGACUAAUAAAUAGUCAUUAUUGUCUUGACACAACAAAUUAUAUGUGGCGGUAGACUUUCUUUAAUUGUUGUCUUUAUUUAAAGUAUUAAAUAUUCCAUGCACAGUCCUAUCUAGUCAAGUGAAUUUGUUUUUAACUGUAUUGAAAACCAAAGAUUUUGUUAAUAUAUUAAU